CCAUAAAAGUGUAUUAUUAUUAUUAUCCCCACUCGAACAGUGAAAGUCAUCACAAAGAGACAGGAGCGCCUUUGCAGUGUUGAGAACUCAUGUGUCAAAAUAAUAAAUAUUUUUGUAGGUUGUGUACAAAUUAUAAAACUACAAAGUACAAAAUUAUCAGUAAUUAAUUUGAUUUUGUUAGUUGUUUUAUUUGUUAUUAGUGUUUGUAUUUAUGCAUCCGUAUUAUGGCUUCGUUGUCGUUGCAGAGAGUGUUACAAAAUAAGAAAACCAGCUUGGAAAUCGAACAGGAGAACUUUGAAAAAUGUCAAAAUAUCAGCAUAGGAAAGGCUGUCAGCAUGAUCGAGAGCCCUGUGAAGGAGAAACACAUAAGGGCUGCGAUUAUAGGUACAUACCACUGUCGAGGCGGUUCUGCAUUUUGGACAGUCAUGUUAAGACAACCCUUGCUCGAACACAGAAUUGUUGCCUGGAAGUUUUGUUAUGUCUUACACAAGGUACUUCGUGAAGGUUUCCAUCUGUGUUUACCAGGAGCCAUUCGGCAUAAGGAACUUAUACUAAAUGUUGGGAAGCUAUGGGGUCAUUUACAAGAAGGUUACGGAAAACUAAUCCAGCUCUAUUGUAAUUUGAUGUUAACAAAAAUUGAUUUUCAUCAUCGGAAUCCGCACAUGCCGGGAAAUUUAUUGUUGUCUUUUGAAGAUUUAAAUAAAAUCUACGGAGAAGACAUUAAUAAUUACUUUCAAUUGUCGGUGGAGAUAUUUGAUUACAUGGAUGAUAUAUUGACUUUGCAGGAAUCUAUUAUAAACAGUCUCAACAAUGUGUCUUCGAUGACAAGUACUGGACAAUGUCGUCUAGCUCCUCUGAUACCAUGUAUACAGGAUUCAAACCAGCUCUACGAUUUCUCAGUGAAGCUUCUAUUCAAGUUGCACUCGUUUUUGCAACCAGACACCCUCAGUGGACAUCGUGACAGAUUUCAGAAACAGUUUGUUAAACUGAAAGAGUUCUACAACAAGGCCAGGGACUACGAGUACUUUGCAAGGCUUAUAAAGAUACCCAGAUUGCCCAAAAGGCCCCCGAAUUUUCUAGAACUGAAUGGUCUGGGCACCUACAUUACACCGGUUGUCGAGGUGAGGCAACCAGAACCUGAACCCGAGGAACCUGUGCGAGAGGAGGUUUUGCUGGAUGUCUCUUCGGAACCUGCUCCACCAAUUCAGCAGGAUGCUGAUUUGCACGAUUUGAUUCGGGAGAGGAACGCACUUAUACACGAGCUGCAGGGGGAAAUUGCUAGAUUAAAUGCCCAAUUAAAUCAAUUAAUGGCCAACGCAAGGGCCAGGACGGAAGCAAUGCAAAGUCAGUUUGAACAAUUGCAGGCCAGAUUGAUUGUUGCCGAGCAACAAUUGGAGAUGGAGCAGAAGGCCAAGAAGGAAAUGGAGGAUAUAGUUGCUGUAUCGCAGAAGGAAGUUUCAGCAAAGGCUGAAGAGUUGGAAAGAAAGUCCGCGAUGCAGGAGGAAAAAUUCCAACGGUUGAAAGAAUUGUACACGAAUAUUAGGGAUGAGCAUGUCAAUCUGUUGAGACAGAAAGCAGACGUCGACAAACAAUUAGCAGUGAUCGUCAGGGAAAAGGCACAACUCGAAGAGGGUCAGAGGCUGGUAGAGGACAAAAGUCAACAGCAGAGUGCUGAACUGCAUGCCAAACUUACCGCCCUCCAAUCCCAAUACGAAGAAGUCUCCCGGUACAAAGAAACCACCGAGAAGUCCUUACAAAUCCUCCAAGUCCAGUCCCAGGAACAACUGGACGAAAACCAACAGCUCAACAAAUCCAUCCAGAACCUCCAACAACAAAACGAAAUCCUGUCCGAAAUCAAAACCCAAUACGAAGACCUCACCAAAUCCUACUCGGACUUAACCAAAGACAAAUCCCAAAUCGAACUUUUGAACCAAGAACUUCAACACAAGAACCAGAGUCUCCAAAACGAUCUCCUGGUAACCAGGAAUGAUGUGGAGGCUCUGAAGAAGAUUCAGGAGUGCAUCGAGAAUGAGAAGGUGGAGUUGGUUGUUCGGGUGGAUAAGUUGAUGGAGAAUUGUUUGAAGGUGGAGAAGGAUAAUGAUGAUUUGAAGGCGAGAGAGAAGGAGUUUUGUGAGACGUUUCAGGAGAGGAAGAAAGUGUACGAUGAGCAGUGUGCUGAGAUGGUACGCAGGAUCCAUAUGCUGGAGGAGAGCUUGAGGGAAAAGAAGAGGGAAUAUUUUGAUUUAAGUGUAAAAUACGAAGCUUUGCUAAAAGAAAUGGCUGAACUGAAAACCACACAAAGCGAUAUCAACAGCAAACACUUGUUGGAGAUUCAAGAGCUGAGGAAACAGUGCGAAGACAUCAGGGAAGAAAAAAUGACGUUAGUUGAAAAAGUAGAUUGUCUCGUCAGUGAGAAGACCAUCAUGGAGAAUGAAGUCACUGCUUUGGUGUCACAAAGGGACGAAUUGGAUGAUAAACUCAAGGAGAGCAUUGCGAUUUGUGAACAGAUCAAGGAUUGUGUUCAAAAUGAACAAAAACAGCGCUCAACCCUGGUGUCUCGUCUAAAUGCUGCCCUGCUCCAAUCAGCAGCAGACAAUGUAAGGCGAGCUCUGCACGAGCUGGACGAACCGGCUGCUUCUGGUACUGCCUGCUCUCCUGAUUAUUUCAGGAAAACUGCAGAGGAUGCUUGCGCCAAAUUGGAGAUGUUGGGAGAGAAUUCUUUGCCUUUAUCGGUUGUCAAAGACGACGGUGAGAUUUCAUUGGACGAUUGCAAAGACAUAAUAACCUGCGGACAACUCUUGUGUUCUGUAAUAUCCCAAGGAAAAGGAACAUCAAACACAUCUACAAACAUUGAACUUGGAGAAAGGUUGCAAGAAAAUGUUCGUGCCUGGGCGACUUCCCUAGCCUACACCCUGGACCAAAUAGCAGCCAACCCUAACUCGACAGACAAAACUGAAUUCUACACACCGUUUGUACCAUCAGCUUCCAACUCUGCACUUGGUGGUGCUUCAACAUCUUCAAGCGGAGAAGGGGAUGUUUCUAGGGCUUUCAAUGAUCAAAACGGAGGCACCAGGUUGGAAGGUGUUUGCAGUUUGCAGGAUCUUGUUAAACAAUUGAAGGUGUUGAAGGAGUUGGCUGGUGGUUUGAUGGUUAGCGAUGUGGGUUUGGACGCUCUUGGGGAUCAAGUGGAGGACGAGAUGGCUGGCAUGGAUAGGGCUAUUGAAGAAGCUGCCAAGAAAAUUGAAGGUUUGCUCUCAGCAUCUCGUACAGCAGAUUCAGGAAUUAAAUUGGAGGUCAAUGAGAAGAUUUUGGACGCUUGUACAAGUCUGAUGGCUGCUAUAAGAGAGUUGGUGCAGACUGCCAGAUCUGUUCAAGCUGAAAUUGUUGCUGAAGGAAAGGGCACAGCAACUGCUAAGGAGUUCUACAAGCGUAAUCAUCAGUGGACCGAAGGACUUAUAUCAGCUGCUAAGGCUGUUGCUCUCGGAGCCAAAUUAUUGGUUUCUGCAGCAGACGAGUCCCUCCAAGGUAGUGGCAAGUUCGAAGCCCUGAUGGUGGCUGCUCAAGAGAUUGCGGCUUGCAGUGUCCGCCUGGUGGUUGCGAGCAGAGUCAAAGCCCAAAGAGGAAGCGUGAGACUGCAGGCUCUCAAGCAUGCUAGUAUGGGAGUCGGACAGGCCACGGGGGCUGUUGUGGCAGCCGUUAAGAGUUGUACGCAUAUGGUGGAAACAGCACAGGAUUUGGAUGUGUCCGGUUUAAGUCUACACCAGGCCAAAAAAUUAGAAAUGGAGUCUCAAGUUCGAUUGAUAGAGCUCGAACAAUCUUUGGCCGUGGAAAGGCUGAGACUGGCCUCGCUUCGAAGACAACAUUACCAGUUGGCAGAAGAGUAAGAGAUUUAUAAAUAAGAAUCAUUAAGAUAAGAAAUUAUAAUAAUUAGUUAAUUAUUAUGAUAGGAAGGGCAUAACUGACUAGAAGAGAGAUUUGAAAUAUUUCUCUCGGUAUUUAAUAUAUAGAUAAAUAUUAUAGUUAGUGCUGAAUAUAUAGUAUUGAAAUUAGUCUUGCUUAGAAUAUGGUUUUAGUACA
This is a messenger RNA of Ctenocephalides felis (cat flea), 4077 nucleotides long. RefSeq names its product huntingtin-interacting protein 1-like. Bases 225 to 3884 code for a protein of 1219 amino acids. Gene Ontology annotation, biological process: endocytosis; clathrin coat assembly; actin filament organization. The transcript is spliced from 23 exons. Gene Ontology annotation, cellular component: actin cortical patch; clathrin-coated vesicle. Lineage: Eukaryota; Metazoa; Arthropoda; Insecta; Siphonaptera; Pulicidae. The record is from RefSeq and is a predicted model, not a curated record. Gene Ontology annotation, molecular function: actin filament binding; clathrin light chain binding; phosphatidylinositol-3,5-bisphosphate binding.